Messenger RNA from Hordeum vulgare subsp. vulgare (domesticated barley), 1774 nucleotides. Its product is annotated as UDP-glycosyltransferase 1-like. The record is from RefSeq and is a predicted model, not a curated record. Gene Ontology annotation, molecular function: UDP-glycosyltransferase activity. The coding region runs from base 210 to 1646 and encodes 478 amino acids. NCBI's taxonomy places the organism in Eukaryota, Viridiplantae, Streptophyta, Magnoliopsida, Poales, Poaceae. The transcript has a single exon.
GUUGCCCUGCGCCCCCCUAUAAAUCUCUGCUUCGUCUUCAUCAUCUCCAUCUCAAAUCAUCCUACUCUCUCUCUCUCUCUUCCUCGCUGUCUCACACGCACAUUCACUUUCUCUCUCUCUUCCUCGCUGUCUUACACGCACAUUCCAAACGGAAGCACACUCUCCAGAAAUCCGCACCAACGAUCAGGAGUUCAAGAAAUCGUUCCAUCAUGGUCGGCGCAGGAACAAACACCACCAUGGGUUCCAGGAAGCCGCGGGUGGUGCUCUACCCGUCGCCGGGCAUGGGGCAUCUGGUCUCCAUGAUCGAGCUCGGCAAGCUCUUCGCCGCCCGUGGGCUGGCCGUCACGGUCGCCCUCAUGGACUCGCCGCACGACACCAGCGCCACGGGCCCCUUCCUCGCGGGCGUCUCCGCGGCCAACCCCGCCAUCUCCUUCCACCGUCUGCCACAGGUCGAGCUCCUCGGGUCCGAGCCGCCCGAGAUGCUGACCUUCGAGGUCGCCCGCCUCUCCAACCCGCACCUCCGUGACUUCCUCGCCGGCGACGCCCCGGCCGUCAUCGUGCUGGACUUCUUCUGCAGCGCCGCCAUCGACGUGGCCGCGGAGCUCGGCAUCCCCGCCUACUUCUUCUGCACCUCCGGGGCGCAGAUCCUGGCUUUCUUCUUGCACCUCGCGGUUCUGCACGGCAAGAGCGCGAGGAGCUUCGGGGAGAUGGGCCAGGAGCUCGUGCACGCUCCGGGAAUCUCCUCGUUCCCGGCGACGCACGCCGUUCAGCGGCUUAUGGAUCGCGACAGCGCGCCCUACAAGGCAUUUCUAAGCAUGAGCACCGACCUGUUCCGGUCCCAGGGCAUCAUCGUCAACACCUUCCGCUCGCUGGAGCCGCGUGCCAUGGACACCAUCGUGGCCGGACUCUGCGCGCCAUCCGGCCUCCGGACGCCCCCGGUAUACUGUAUUGGGCCACUGAUCAAGUCGGAGGAGGUGGGCGUGAAGCGCGGUGACGGGUGCCUGGCGUGGCUGGACGCGCAGCCCAAGGGCAGCGUCGUCUUCCUCUCCUUCGGCAGCCUUGGUCGGUUCAGCGCCAAGCAGACCAGGGAGGUGGCCGCCGGGCUAGAAGCCAGUGGGCAGAGGUUCUUGUGGGUCGUGCGGAGCCCGCCAAGCGACGACUCCUCGUCGAAGAAGAAUUCCGAGAAGCCGCCGGAGCCGGACUUGGAUGACCUCCUCCCGGAGGGUUUCCUGGACCGGACCAAGGGCAGGGGCCUCGUCGUGAAGUCGUGGGCGCCGCAGCGCGACGUGCUGGCGCACGACGCGGUGGGCUGUUUCGUGACGCACUGCGGAUGGAACUCGGUGCUCGAGUCGGUCAUGGCGGGCGUGCCCAUGCUGGCGUGGCCGUUGUACGCGGAGCAGCGGAUGAACGCGGUGUUUCUGGAGAAAGAGAUGGAGCUGGCCGUUGCCAUGGAAGGGUAUGACAGGGAGAUGGUGGAGGCCGAGGAGGUUGCUAAGAAGGUCAGGUGGAUGAUGGACUCGGACGGCGGGAGGGUGCUCCGAGAGCGGACUUUGACGGUGAUGAGGCGGGCGGAAGAGGCUCUACUCGAGGGUGGGGAGUCAGAGGCGACGUUGGCGGGGCUGGUGGAUGCGUGGAUCCGUGCUUAACGUUCUUAUUUGACCGUGGAUACAUCAGCAGUGAGCCUGGUGAAGUCAAUGUGUGGUUUUAAUUUUAUUUCUUUCACUAGUAGAAAAAGGGGCUUCCGUCCCAGCUUAAUUUAUACAUUAGUUCUGGU